UAAUCCAAAACUAAAAAAAAUUGUACAACUUUUUACACUUACUUAAACAUAUAAAAUAAAACAUGACUAUUAAUCAAAUUCGCCAAUUACUAUAUGGAAUGUUUAUUUUGGUUUUAUUUAUCAUUUUUCUUUAUUGUAUUCUUAUAAACAAUUGGCUAGUAAUGAAUAAGACAUACUCGGAACAAUUAUGGUAUAAGAAACAUGAAGCAGUAAUUUCGUUGGAUGAUAUUGAACAGGUAUGUAAAUAAUAAUUUAUGACUAAUUUAUUGGAUAGUUAAUUAAAAUAGUUACUAAUAAAAUUAUAAUUAAUACUUGAAGCUAAAGUUUAAUUAUGAACAUUAUAAUAUAAAUAUUGUAUACCUGUCAGUUACCACCUAUAUGAAAUAAAUUAAUUAAUAAAUGUCUAGCAGAUACAAUAUUACUAAUAAAUUAAAAAAAUAAUAUACAGGAUUUCCCACAAAGAUAUACCCAUUGUAGUAUCCCCAGAGAUAAUAAAGAUAUUCAAAUUCUGUUUUUAUUUUUUUUAUAUUUUACUCAUAUGGACUACAAAUAUUUAUAUUGCAAUUAAUUGUUUAUUUAAUUUUUCAAUUCAUGUUUUUGAAUACAUUUUCAAAGUUCAAAGAAAAAUACGUAUAAUUAUGCAGCAAGCUGUAAUUGUAUUCGCUAACUGAUUAUUAUUAUUACGAUUAAUUGACUGUACACUUCUUUUCUCUAAACUUGAAAAAUGAUUAAAAAUCACGAAUUUAAUGAAAAUAGAAUGUUAAUAGAUCAAAAUGUUUAGAAAAAUAAACUCUAUAAAAUGGUUGGCUAUCUUCAAAUUUUUCAAAAAUAAUAAAAUAAAAAGUUAUAUUUUUAAGUUUUUUUAUGAAAACAUAAAAAUGAAUUGUAUUAUAAAUAUUUGUAGUCAUUAUCCUUGUAAAUAAUAUUAAAAAAACAAGAAUAUUAGAUUAUCUUUGUUAUGUAAGGAGAUAUUACAAUGGGUAUAUCUUCGUUGGAUAUCUGUAUUUAUAGAGUGAUUCAAAAUUUAUGAUACAGCCAUUUUAUGAUGCACAUUUUAAAAGUAGAGAAAAAUGUAAAACAUAAAAGUUUUUCUAUUUAUAAACAUACAUUCUUUUUAGAUUCUGAGUGGAGCGAGGAAUAUAUUGGGUUUGCAAUGAUGUUUAUUUUUAUUUUAUUUUUCUUCUGUAGACAACUUUUCUACCAGCAAUUUUGUUCCGAUUUACAAUGAUAGUGCUUUUUCUGAAAGAAAAUCUGACUAGACUGGUACUUUAAGAAAGUAAUUUUUUGAUUUUCUAAGAAUUUUCCAAUAAAUGGUUAGGUUUAAAUUGUGUUCAACUACUCUCUCCUUACAUAAAAUAAAAAGUGUAAUAUCUCCUAAAGUUAAAAUUUACAAAUUAUUUUAGAUAUUUAAAAAUUGAAUAACUUUUGUAUUAUAUAUUUUUUAUCUAUUUUGAAUAUGUACUUAAUAAAUUUGCAAUAACAUACAUUUUGAAUUAAUCUGUGUACAUACAUUUUGAAUUAAUCUGUGUACAUACAAAAAAUAUACAAGUAGACAACUAUUACGGACGGAACCUUUUUUUGGCCAGUGUAACUUUUCGGCAAUUCUGUAAUAACUGUUUUUGGCUAGUACACCAUUUUGGUUACCAAUAUAAGAUUUUUAAAUUAUUCCAACUGUUCCCAAGUUUUAAAUGUAAGAUUGUAUUAUUAUAUUAAUCAUCAAAUAACACGUUGCACAGAUUGUAUAGAUUUAAACUUUACCGUUUGCGAUAACAUUAUCAGUUUUCUAAAAUAUUAUAUCUACUUGUACGUAUAUACGGAAUUUUUUUAUCUGUUACUAUUGUAACCUAUUUAUAAAUUACUUUGGAACAUAGCAGCGAAUGGUAUACUCAUAUUCAGUGUGUGCCUAUACGUCUUACAAGUUAUAACACUUAAUAUUAUGGCAAAAUGUAUUGAAAGUAAUCGCAGUAAACGAAUAUUAGUAUUCGAAAAUUUAAAACCAGAUAUUAAAUUGGUAGCAUAAAAAUGUUGAACUAUAAUAUUACUUGAUAAGUAAAUGAUUUGAUAUGGUACAAAUGCUCAGCAAAUGUGAUUUAUCUACUAAUUGUAAAAAAAAUAAUUCUUUCAAAACGAGAUCGACACUAAAAUCAUCCACGAUUCACUGUUUGGCCGCUCUUAUUAUACAAUCACAUAUUCCAAAGUCAAUGAGCAAAUUUAAGAGAGUUAAAUUUGUUUAGUGUAUGAUACUUAUCAAAUUAAAUAUUAUAUUACAUCAUUUUGUAUAGAACCCACCAACAUUAGAAUCGCCAGAUAUAAACGUAACACCGAUUCCCGUGAUUAAUUGGAACAAAAUGGCCAAGUCACGUUUACCGUGGUAUUUCCAAGGUAAAUAUCAGUUACGUAUACUUCCGGUAAAAUAAAAAAAUAACAAUACGAUAAACUUUUCAAAGUCUUGUUAAAGAUUAUUAUUCAUUUGUUACAUUUAUUAAUAUUUGAUUUUUAUUAGAUGGCACAAAGGUACCAAAUAAUAUAGAACCGAAACAUAAGACUGGACCUAGAACUUCAAGAAUAUGGCCUGAAGAACAAAAUAAUACUGAUCGCAUAGAGGAACAGCUUAUGUUCGUUCCUCAUAACUAUCAAUAUGAAAAUAGUCCAAUGAAAAAAAUUUUAAUAAACAACAGUUUUAAUGGAUGUAUGAUAAAUGAAGGACAGACUGAAUUUAUUUCAAACGAUUGUCCGGUGGAUAGAUGCUUUAUUACAAAGAACAUAUUAGAAGCUGAAAAUAUGGAUGCGAUUAUUUUCAACGGAAAAUACUCUAAACCAAGUCACAAUAAGACUAGUAAACAAGUAAGAUAACAUGUUUAAAUAAUAAUUACAUCAUAUAAGUAAUAUUUAUAGGCUAUAGGUAGGUACUUGCCUACUUACUUGAAAUAACAGUUUAUCAAGAAUGUUGGAUAUUGAAUAAUAUUUCUAAAUAUUAAAACAAUUGAUCUCGACAGGUAUGGAUUUUACUAAUCACAGAGCCGGCAUACAAAUCGACAUUAAAUGUGGAUCAAGACGUGAUUAAUUGGACUGCUGCAUACAGACACGACAGUGAUAUUUACAUACCCUACGGCCGAUGGGCUUAUUACAAUCCAUCAGUGACUCAAAUCGAACAGUUAGAUCGGAAUUACGCUAGCGCAAAAAAGAAAAAAGUAGCGAUAAUUGUUUCAAAUUGCAGUGAUGCGAAUAAAGAUAGAGUGGAAUAUGUCGGAGAGUUGAAAAACUAUAUAACUGUAGAUGUAUACGGUGAAUGCGGCGAAUUUAAUAAAACGGUCACAUUAGAUGAGUUUUUAAAAAUAUUAGAUCGGGACUACAAAUUUUAUUUGGCUUUCGAAAACGCAAAUUGUGUCGAUUAUAUCACGGAUACAUUUUUUGUCAACGGCCUUCAGUGAGUUAAUUACAUUUUUUAUAAUUAUAAAAUUAUUAAAGGUAGGAAGUUGAUGAAUAAUGAAUGAUGACCUACAAAAUCACCAGAAGAUACCGAAAAAAAAGUGUUUUUGUGACCUAUUGACCUAUAUUAACUAAAAAAAAAUAAAAUAAAACGAAAUAAAAUAUAAUGUCUGUAAAAGUUUCUGUAGUAGGACACCCGAACACCUGUACGGUGUACAUUUAAUUUUACCAAAAACCUUCCUUCAUGUAAAUAAUCAAAAGAAUAUGUUUUAAAAAUGUAAAUAUUCUCUUUGAAAUAUCAAAAUAAUAAAUAAAAAUCACCAAUAAUGUGCCAUAGAAAUAAAAAAUAAAUAAAGUUUAAAAAAAAAUAGCGUUUAUAAUCUUUUUUUUACCACUAAGUACAAUUGAUAAUGAACCUCUUGUCAGAUUUUCAAGCAUUUCUAUUUUGUCCGGUAAUUUUAUUCACAGAGUAGGUACCUACCAAAUAAAAAUUACGUAAACACUCACAAAAUUUAAAUGUCUAUAAAUAGCCGAAAAAUGGCUUAAAUCUUUUAAACAUUUGACCACGUCUAGAAGGCUAACGUAUAAUGCGAGAAUGCGUGCACUCGCGCUUCCUCGCUUCGCAUUUACUUUCGGCCAAUGUGUAACACACAUUGUGUAUACUGCCGGCACAAAACAACGCAAAAGUCAUUAACAUCCCAUCUCUAAUUAUCGAACGUAUUGAUUAACGGUAAACACUCGUGGUGGUUUCGUUAUAAUACAGGUACAACACGUUGCCGGUUGUAAUGGGCGGACGGCCGGAGGACUACCAGCGGAUUGCGCCCGAGCGGUCGUACGUACACGUCGAUGACUUCGAGUCGCCCGCGCGGCUUGCCGAGUACCUGCACCGGUUGGACGCGGACGACGACCUGUACAACGAGUACUUCCGGUGGAAGGGGACCGGCGAAUUUAUCGAUACGAAGUUCUACUGUCGGCUGUGCGCCAUGCUGCACGACGUCGACGCCCCGACCAAACACUACCGGAAUGUCGACGACUGGUGGCGAGGCCCGGGAGUGUGCGGCGAUCGCAAAACCGAGUGGCGGCGUGCCGAGGGGCUGUCGGCGGGAGGCCGCGUAGCAAAUGACGAUCACGAAUAAGCUCCGUUUGAAUCGUCUUCUCUACCCCGGGCUCGACUGCGGGUAUUUAAUAUAAAAGCCGAGUCCUGCAUAAAACGUAUAAUCAAUAAACCGAGCUAAUAAACCAUGUGACCACCUGGCCGAAAUAUAUUAUACGUUUCACGAUUAAAUAACGAUACAUUAAUACGCACAGUUGUUGUAUGAGUUUUCAACGAGGGGGGAAUAUAACCCCUAUCACCCCCCCCCUGUCCGACGUAUUCGGCGUGUCACUGAUUAAACGUGGGUACUUUGAAUAAGUUAAUACAAUAGUGAACUCUAUUCCGAACAACCUUCCUGAAUGCCUCAACAAUGAACGUCCAAAAAUCCUCAACAAGCUAAACUUCUUUAUCGGAUCGAUUAAACUUUAUAUAUUUAACCUCUCAUUGUAUAUUUUAUUAUUUAUAUUGUACUUAAAUAUGGCAACAUAUAACCUCUCUGAUAGUUUUGUAAACGAGACUUUUAUUUUUUAUUGGAAAAAG
Messenger RNA from Cinara cedri, 5062 nucleotides. The record is from the annotation of a GenBank genome assembly. Lineage: Eukaryota; Metazoa; Arthropoda; Insecta; Hemiptera; Aphididae.